GUCUUGACUUUAUAGUUUCCUUUAUAUGUUUAAAGUUAUUUUUAUUUUUCCACUAUGAUUUAGUAUGACUGUGUCAUAAUUAUGUCUACUAAAAAAGUUUUAAGACUCUAAAUUUAUUUAAAUGCGAAUGUAUAUUACUAUAACAACUACUGAGAAAUUACUCAUCGUCAUCGUAUAACGUUCAGUUUAUAUGUACACACACGGAAAUUCGCGUGUUACUUGGAAUGAAUAUCGCAGGAAUUUUUAUUUUUUAAAUGUUCGAUAGUUUCGCGGUAAAAAUAUUAAAGCGCUCAGUAUUAGUUUGUUAAACAUCUCCAAAUUACAUAUGCUUUGUGACAAAAUUGGUAUCUAUUCAAAUACAGUAAUUAUUUGACGACGAAGUAACCUUAUCUUUAAGUAUUUUUUUGAGCGUUUAUGUUUUCAUAAAAUUAAACUAAAAUGUUUGUCGAUGACCAAGAUGUCAAAGAAAUUGAUGUUGACUGGACUUCUUUAUCGUUAAGUGAAGCACUUCAAAGGCGAAGGGAAGAAUGCGAGCGAAAAGCAAGAAGAGGGGAAAUGGACCCUCGGUUAGAAUUUACUUUUCAAUUGCUCAUCGAUAGUACUGAACUGACUAGGAGCUCAGUAAUGGACUAUGUAUUCGAAUCAAACAUGUUAGAUAAGAUAAAUGAAUUAUUUUUACCUAAUGGCCAAUCAAAAUUGAUGUGGUUUUAUCAAGAGGUAGAAGUUAGUGAUUCUGAAUCUUUUGAAAUGAUACAAUUAAAGCCUUCGACUAGUAGAGCAAUACAACAACGUCCAAAUGUAGUAUCAAAACCGAAAAAGAAAAAGCUUUUCCUUACAAAUGGUUGGGAAGUUGGGUUAACUGGUAUUUGUAUUUAUAUUAUUCGAUUAAAUACAACAAAACAGUUACCCGAAGAAGGAUUUCACAAAGAUUUGAUUUGUGGCACGUUAGAUGCAGAAAAAAAAGGUUUAGUGAAAAGUAUUGCUCGAAUAAUUGAAUAUGUUUUUAUACCAGCAUUGGCUAUAACACAAGCAGACGAAGAGCACUCUGAGGAUGAUCAGAAUUGUCCGUUAAUUAAAAGUCAAUUGCUACCAGAACUUCGAUCAUUUUGUAGUUCUUUGAAAGUAUGUGAAGAAGUUUGUGAUCAACCUAACAUAUUUGAUGAUGGAAUAAACUUGCUAUCAAAAGUUCCAUCAUAUAAAGAAGCCAUGCAAUUAGCUAAAAAUAGAGAUGAAAUUGUUGCGUUAGAAAAACGUGUUUUAAACUGGACUAGAAGGAUCCGUGAAAUAUUACUGGAAGACGAAAAAUUGCAAUAUGAAAGUGAUAUAAGUGGACCGCAAGAUGAGUUAGAGUAUUGGAAAAAGAGAGGAGCUCAAUUUUCUCAAAUAGCUACUAACCUUGCUUGGGAUGAAGUAGUUAUGACCAUUUGUUGUUUACAACUAUCUCGAUCGCGGAUGGUGGAUAGGUGGCGACGUACUGAUAACCAUUUAACAUUGUGUUAUAAUGAAGCAAAAGACAAUUCUAAAUAUAUUCAAGCAUUAGAAAAAUGUUGUCAUUCAUUGUAUCUAGAUAACCCGGUCAAAAUGAGGAACUCUUUGGUCCGUAUGUUACAAACAGUACGACUUAUUCAUGACGUAUCAAUGUUCUAUAAUACAACUGAACAAAUAUCAUCACUUAUGGUUAAAAUAACAAAUCAAAUGAUUGAAAGUUGUAAACAGCAUAUUACAAACAGAAAUAAAGAUACUAUCUGGUCUCAAGAUAGAAGUUAUUUAAUGACUAAAUUAAAUGAAUGUAUCAUGUUAAAUAGACUAUAUCAUUAUACAUACGAGCGAGUGAAAAUUCAUCGCGGCGCAGGAAGACAAUUUAGUUUUUCAGAAAAUUAUGUUUUUGGAAAAUUUGACUUGUUUUGUAAUCGUCUUGGAAAAAUUUUGACUUUAUUCGAUACAGUUGAUGAUUAUACCGGAUUGUUUGAACGACGUUUGGAAGGAUUAUUAUUUGGUGAUGCACUAGAUAAUGCUAUAAGAACGUUUGAAGAAGCAAAGUUAGUGGUAAUGAACAAAGGAUAUGACUACUUAGAUCAAAAGAACAAAGAGUUUGAACAUGAUUAUGUGACAUUUUUUGCAUUGGUUGAAUCGUUGAAAGACAGUUUGGCUCAUAUAAUUGAAACUAAUUUUAACUCAGUUUGGGAAACAGGACAGGGUAUUAAAUUUCUUGAUAAAUUUGAAAAGAUUUCUACUAAAAUACCAGUGACAAAAAUGGACAUAAAAUACACUAGAGUACUAAAAUAUUGUGAAUCACAAAUUGACGGAUCACUAAAAUUAUUUAAAAAGAAAAAAGGUAAACCACCUGUGCCCAAAAAUUUUCCUCCUUUAUCAGGGCGUAUUAUAUGGGCAAGAUCAUUAAGACAGCGUUUAUGUUAUCUUAUGGAUGAGGCCAAUAGUCAUCCGGUUUUAAAAAUAAUGCCAGAAAUGAGUGAUGUUCAAAAAAAAUUUUCUUCUAUGUCACUAGCUUUACUAAAUUACGAAGACGAAAUAAAGUCAAUUUGGAUGAACCAUAAUGUUAAAGUAAUAGACUAUUGUUUAGUAAAAUAUUUGUUGAAGUUUAACAGCAAGACUAAUAUGGUAUACGUAAAUUUUGACUCAAGAAUACAUCUAUUAAUAUUAGAAUCAAGUUGUAUGCUGAAAAUGGAUAUACAAGUUCCAAUACUAACUAAAGCAAUUUACUUUAAAAGGGAUCAUUUUACUCUAAUUUGUGAUUCAUUACAGUGUAUGUUAAAUAAGAUUCAAAAAGUUGCAAGCAGUGUAAAUAUGGACGUGAGACCACUUUUUGUAACUCAGCUUGUUUGGCUUCUUGACCUCUUGACACCUGGCUUACAAAAACUAGAUUGGACUAGUGCGGGAUGGAAAACAUUUGUAGAUGAAACUAAUGCAGCAACAGAUAAAUUACAAAUAUUAGUUACAAGAGUUCACGAUGUUUACAAAAACAGAAUUCUUCAAGUACUUUUGUCAAUACAAAACAUUACAUUGUAUACAUUUCCAGAAGAAGAUAUUACAUGGACAAUGGAAGAAUUUUUAGAAAAAAUUCAUGAAACCUGCCGACAGGCUGCUAUUGAAUUGAAUCGAAAGAGUUUACUCGUUGAAGAAGCUGUUGAAGAAGUCUUAAACCUUGUUCAAAAAGCUAAUAGUGAUGUGACUAUUCCAAAAUUAGAAAAUGAGUUCGUUCAAAAAGGAAAACAAGAUACUGUAGAUGUCUCUAAACAAGACGGUGGUGACAAUCAACAGGAUUGGAGUACAGUGUGUGAGUUUUUUGACAAUCCAUUUGUUCUAGCUGCUUAUGAGUUACCACCAUCAGUUUAUACUCUAGCAAAUAAUGCAAUUAAAGAAAUGAGACGAUUUUAUAGUAGAAAAGUAGUCGAUGCUCUUAUAAAAAUAACAAAGCAAUCUUUAGAUGUUUUAAGAAAAAAGUUUUCACAAGAUUCAAGAGAGUCACCUGUUUUUGAAGUUCAUGCCAUAUUGAUGAUUCCUUCAAUUGUUAUUCGACCAGGUAUUAGUGAACUACAAGAUUUAAUGAUCCAAACUGGAAGAAUAAUGAUAGGGGUAGCGAAAGGAGUUGGUCAAUGGACUGGAAAUAAAAAAACAAAGGUUUUAGCAGAAAAGCAUUGGAAACAGUUAGCAAAAGACUGUACGCUGCGUGAUGAAACAAGUUAUUCUAAAAUUAUUAUUUCUAAUAUGGAACAGAGUCUUGGUACUGCAUCAGUUGUUCAGGAAGAUACUCGAUCAAGACGACGGAGAUUGUAUAGGUUGGCAUCCGAGAAAAAACCCACAAUUCCAAUCAUACAAAGAAACUUUUAUUUAUAUGUAUCAGAAAAUAAAGAAGUUGUAAAAGCUUUUUCAUUACUUUCGACGUGUGUACAGCCUUUAAAACCGGGUUUUCAAGAUUUUUUAAGUAUAUGGGCUCCUUAUAAAUCCCUAUGGAAAAAUAAUUUGUCUGAAAGGAAAGAUUUGUCCACUGUAUCAUUGAUAGAUUCUGAGGUUUAUCUACAAAAAAAUUGUGAUCUUCUUGAACUUUUAAGAUUAGAGCCAGAUACUUUUAAAUUAGGAUCAUGUGUUUUAAUAUCUAUUGAAAAACUGAAGUAUGGUUUGACAAUAGAAGUAAAAUCGUGUAAUCGUCACAUAGGUCAACUUUUGCGAAAAAAAUAUCAUCGCGAAAUGGAUUAUGUAUAUGCAGUUAUGAAUGAGAUGGAAAGAAAACUAGAAAGACCAAUUAGAGAUCUUGAUGACAUUCGAAUGGUGAUAGAAACAUUAAAAAAAAUUAGAGAAAAUGAGGUGGAUAUGGAGCUAAAAAUUGAGCCAAUUGAAGAAGCAUUUAACAUUUUGACUCGUUAUGACUUACCAGUUGAUAAAGAAGAAUUAGAACAAGUUGAUAACAUACGUUAUUGUUGGCAAAAAGUUCUAUCACGUGCAAUGGAUAUGAAUUUGUACUUAUUAGAUUCACAACCACAAUUGCAAAAAGAAUUAGCUGAAAAUUUGAAACAUUUUAAACUAGAUUGUGUACAGUAUUGUCACGAAUAUAGGACACUAGGUCCAAUGGUGCCAGGUCUAUCGCCGAGAGAAGCCUCAGACCGACUUAUAAUGUUUCAAAAUCGUUUUGAUGGAAUGUGGCGUCGUUUACAGUCAUAUCAAAGUGGAGAAGAAUUAUUUGGUUUAGAGAUAACAGAAUAUCCCGAACUUAUUCAAAUACGCAAGGAGUUAAAUCUUCUUCAAAAGCUCUAUAAAUUAUACAACGAUGUUAUAGAUAGAGUUAGUAGUUAUUAUGAUAUACCUUGGGGUGAUGUUAAUAUAGAACAAAUUAAUAAUGAGUUAAUGGAAUUCCAAAAUCGAUGUAGAAAAUUGCCAAAAGGAUUAAAAGAAUGGCCAGCGUUUCAUGCUUUAAAAAGAACAAUAGAUGAUUUUAAUGAUAUGUGUCCAUUAUUAGAAUUAAUGGCAAAUAAAGCAAUGAAACACAGACAUUGGCAAAGAAUAAUGCAAAUCACGGGUCAUAACUUUGAUUUGGAAAGUGAAGGAUUUUGCCUAAAGAACAUAUUAGAAGCGCCUUUACUUAAACAUAAAGAGGACAUUGAAGAUAUAUGUAUAUCAGCCAUGAAAGAAAAGGAUAUUGAAGCAAAGCUUAGACAAGUAACUAAUGAAUGGUCUGUACAAGAGUUGACUUUCCUAACAUUCAAUAACCGCGGAGAAUUGUUACUUCGUGGGGAUACAACAGCAGAGACAAUAGGUCAACUUGAAGAUAGUUUGAUGAUUUUGGGAUCACUAAUGUCAAAUAGAUACAACGCUCCAUUUCGAAAACAAAUACAACAAUGGCUGUAUGAUUUGUCAAAUACUAAUGAAAUAUUAGAACGCUGGCUUUUAGUACAAAAUAUGUGGGUGUACCUAGAAGCUGUAUUUGUUGGUGGUGAUAUAGCAAAACAGCUUCCUAAAGAAGCAAAGAGAUUCAGCAAAAUUGAUAAGUCGUGGCAAAAAAUAAUGCAGCGAGCCCAUGAGACCCCUAGUGUUGUUAUUUGUUGUGUUGGAGAUGACAUGUUGAAGCAAUUACUUCCACAUUUACAAGAACAGCUAGAAUUAUGUCAAAAGUCUCUUAGUGGUUAUUUAGAAAGAAAACGUACAAUGUUUCCACGAUUUUUUUUUGUAUCAGAUCCUGCUUUAUUAGAGAUUUUAGGACAAGCAUCAGAUUCACAUACAAUUCAAAACCAUUUGCUCUCAAUAUUUGAUAAUACAAAAGCAGUGAAAUUUCAUGAGAUUGAAUAUAAUAAAAUGACAGCUAUUAUUUCCACAGAAGGUGAAAUUAUACCUCUUGAAAGAGCUGUUAGGGCUGAAGGAAGCGUAGAAACAUGGCUUACUAGUUUACUACAAACAUCUCAACAAACAAUUCAUUCAAUUAUCCGAUCAGCAUAUAAUCAAAUGAAUGACUCAAAUUUUAGUUUGCUACCGUUUUUAGAAAAAAUGCCUGCUCAAAUUGGAAUUUUAGGUAUUCAAAUGAUAUGGACUCGAGACUCAGAGAUAGCUUUAGUCCAUGCUAGAUCAGAUAGAAAGAAAAUGCAUGACACGAAUAACAGAUUUCUAGAGCUUUUGAAUACUUUAAUUGAUCAAACUACAAGAGAUCUUACACGUAUUGAACGUACAAAAUUUGAAACUUUAAUAACCAUUCACGUUCAUCAAAGGGAUAUAUUCGACAUCUUGUGUCGUCUUAGUGUCAAAUCUGUCAACGAUUUUGAAUGGCUAAAACAAUGCAGAUUUUAUUUUAAGGAAGACUUAGACAAAACUUGGAUAUCUAUAACUGAUGUUAUUUUUAACUAUCAAAAUGAAUAUUUAGGGUGCACCGAAAGACUUGUUAUUACUCCUUUAACUGAUAGAUGUUAUAUAACAUUAGCACAAGCUUUGGCUAUGAGUAUGGGAGGUUCACCAUGUGGGCCAGCUGGUACUGGUAAAACAGAAACUGUAAAAGAUAUGGCCAAAACGUUAGCCAAAUAUGUGGUAGUAUUUAAUUGUUCUGAUCAAAUGGAUUACCGUGGAUUAGGAAGAAUUUACAAAGGUCUUGCUCAAUCUGGUACGUGGGGUUGUUUUGACGAGUUCAAUAGAAUAGAGUUACCCGUGUUAUCUGUUGCUGCACAACAAAUUGCAGUAGUUCUAUCUGCAAAAAAAGAAAAAAAGAAACAGUUCACAUUUACAGACGGUGAUGUAAUCGAUUUGUGUCCUGAAUUUGGAAUAUUCAUUACAAUGAAUCCAGGAUAUGCUGGUCGUAAAGAACUUCCUGAAAAUUUAAAAAUACAAUUUCGUACUGUGGCAAUGAUGGUUCCAGAUAGACAGAUAAUCAUUCGAGUGAAAUUAGCUAGCUGUGGAUUUCUUGAAAAUAUUACUUUAGCUCGAAAAUUUUAUACGCUUUACAAACUUUGCGAAGAACAAUUAACAAAACAAGUUCAUUAUGAUUUCGGGUUGCGAAAUAUUUUAUCAGUACUAAGAACUCUUGGUGCUGCUAAACGUGUCAACAAUAAAGAUUCUGAAAGCACAAUUGUUAUGCGAGUUUUACGUGAUAUGAAUCUCUCAAAACUUAUUGACGAGGAUGAACCAUUAUUUUUGUCUUUGGUCACUGAUUUGUUUCCUAAUCAAAUGCUAGAAAAAACAUCUUAUCCUGAGUUGGAGGAAGCUAUUGAAAGUCAAGUGGAAGCUGAAGGUUUAAUUUAUCAUUCACCGUGGGUUUUAAAAUUGAUUCAGUUGUAUGAAACACAGCGUGUAAGACACGGUAUAAUGACCCUUGGACCAGCAGGAUCUGGAAAAACUUGUUGUAUACAAAUUUUAAUGAAAGCAUUAACAAUAUGCGGUGAACAACAUAGAGAAAUGAGGAUGAACCCUAAGGCUAUAACGGCGGCUCAGAUGUUUGGUCGACUGGAUGUUGCUACUAAUGACUGGACGGAUGGAAUAUUUUCUGCUAUGUGGAGAAAAACGUUGAAAUUGAAAAAAACUGAGCAUAUAUGGUUAGUUUUGGAUGGGCCGGUAGAUAGUAUAUGGAUAGAAAAUUUAAAUUCUGUGCUGGACGAUAAUAAAACUCUUACAUUAGCAAAUGGCGAUAGAUUAGCUAUGUCACCAAAUUGUAAAAUUAUUUUCGAGCCUCAUAAUAUAGAUAAUGCGUCUCCAGCUACUGUUUCACGUAAUGGUAUGGUGUAUAUGAGUUCGUCGGGUUUAGAUUGGAAUCCUGUAGUUGCUGCUUGGUUAAAGAAAAAAAAUAGACGCGAAACAAAACUAUUUCGUCGACUUUUUGAUAGUACUUUUUCUAAUAUUUACAAUUGGACAACACAAAACCUAAAUAUGACGAUGAAUAUUUUACAGUGUAACAUAAUUCAACAAAUACUAAUAAUAUUACAAGGAUUAAUACCCCAAAAACCAGAAGAAGAAAAAAAGGACGAUGAAGACGAAUUCAAUGAUCAUGAUAGCUCUUCAGAAGAAGGUGAAGAAGAUAUAACAAAUAAUCGAAUCAAACCAGAUGAUUUAUUACCAAGUAAAAUUCACUUGCAACGUUUAUUUGUUUUUUCAUUGGUUUGGGGACUGGGAGCUUUAUUGGAAACUGCAGAUAGAUCGAAGUUUCAUGCUUAUUUGAACAAUAAUUUUUCUUCCAUUUUAGAUCUACCAUUGUCAAAAAUUCAACCGGAUGCUGAGAUUUUUGAUUUUUUUGUUACUGAAGAAGGUGAAUGGGAACAUUGGAAUACAGCAAUGGCUUCAAAUGCACAACCUGAAACAUCAAUUAGUUCUGAUUAUAGUCAAACAUUAGUACCUAUUCUUGAAAGUGUUCGAAUUACUUAUUUGAUAAAUACAAUUGCAAAACAAGAAAAUCCAGUAUUACUUAUCGGAGAACAAGGAUCCGGAAAAACUGUUAUGAUGAAAUCAUAUAUGAAGUUUUCUAAGUCUGAUGUAUAUUUAAACAGAUCAUUUAAUUUUUCUUCUGCUACAAGUCCAUAUCAAUUUCAGAAAACUCUUGAAAGUUAUGUCGAAAAACGAUUAGGGAAUACAUUUGGUCCACCAGGAGGAUUAAAAAUGAUCGUGUUUAUUGACGAUAUAAAUUUACCAGAAGUCAACGAAUGGGGUGAUCAAAUUACAAAUGAAAUUGUUCGUCAAACAAUGGAUAUGAAUGGAUUUUAUAGUUUAGAAAAACCAGGAGAAUUUUAUAACUUGAACGAUAUACUUUUUGUUGGCGCUAUGGUUCAUCCAGGAGGUGGUAGAAAUGAUAUUCCUUCUAGACUUAAACGACAAUUCAGUAUUUUUAAUUGCACAAUGCCUUCAGAUGCUUCUAUAGAUAAGAUAUUCCGUAUCGUUGGAGAAUCACAUUAUAAUGCAAAACGAGGAUUUUCUGUAGACAUUAGAAAUUUGGUUAAAAAGCUCACUCCAAUAACUAGAGAGAUUUGGCAUUGUACUAGGCUUAAUUUGCUACCUACUCCAGCAAAAUUCCAUUAUGUGUUUAGUUUAAGGGAUUUGUCUCGAAUAUGGCAAGGGAUGGUUGGAACAUUAAGUACAGUAAUUGAUUCACCGAAAAUAUUACUUAUGUUAUGGAAACAUGAAACAACUCGGGUUUUUUCUGACAGAUUUACUUCUUUGGCCGACAAAAGUUGGUUUGAUGAAGAAUUGAAAAAUAUUGUUGAACUUAGAUUAGGCACUCAAUAUUUUGAUAUACUUGACUCCGAUCCACCUUUUGUUGAUUUUAUGAGAGAUGCCCCUGAACCAACUGGCGAAGAAGGAGAAGAAGCUGACAUGGAAUUACCUAAAGUAUAUGAACCAGUUAUGGAGGAAGCUCAAUUAAAAGAGCGAUUGGAAAUGUUUUUGUCACAAUUUAACGAAAUGGUUCGUGGGGCUGGAAUGGAUCUUGUAUUCUUCCCAGAUGCUAUAUUUCAUCUUGUUAAGAUAUCUAGAGUUAUCAGGCAUCCACGUGGGAACGUUAUGCUUGUAGGAGUAGGAGGAUCUGGUAAACAAUCACUUACUAGAUUAGCUUCAUUUAUAGCUGGUUACAAGACGUUCCAAAUAUCAUUAACUCGAUCAUAUAACAUAACGAAUUUUUUGGAAGAUCUCAAGUUAUUAUAUAGAACAUGUGGUGUUCAAGGUAAAGGAACAACUUUUAUUUUUACUGAUUUAGACAUAAAAGAAGAAGGAUUUCUGGAAUAUUUAAAUAAUAUAUUAUCAUCAGGAGGAAUUACUAAUCUAUUCACUAAAGAUGAACAAUCAGAAAUAAUUUCUGAAUUAACUCCUAUUCUAAGAAGGGAAAACAUUAAACGAACAUUGAAUCAUGAAAUUAUUAUGGAUUAUUUUUUGACGAAAACUUGUCAAAAUCUUCAUAUUGUUUUUUGUUUUUCUCCUGUCGGUGAAAAAUUUAGAAAUAGAGCUCUCCGUUUCCCUGCAUUGGUGUCGGGUUGUACAAUUGACUGGUUCCAACCGUGGCCAAAAGAUGCUCUUGUACAAGUAGCAGAGCACUUCUUGCAAGAUUUUGAUAUUGAAUGUACAACAGAAGUGAAGCGAGAGUUAGUAGAUGCUAUGGGUACAAUACAAGAUAUUGUCGAUCAUACGUCCAGGGAUUAUUAUCAACGAUUUCGUCGUGCAACUCAUGUUACCCCAAAGUCAUAUUUAAAUUUUAUCGGUGGAUAUAAAAGUAUAUAUUAUCAAAAACAAAAAGAGCUAGGGGAAGGAGCUCACCGUAUGGAUACAGGUUUAGCCAAGUUAGAGGAAGCUUCUAUUUCAGUAGAACUACUAAAAAAAGACUUAGAUAUAAUGGAACAAGAUUUAGCAAUUGCUUCUCAAAAAGCAGAAACUGUACUUGUUGAAGUGACCGAUCGUGCUAAACAAGCAGAAAUUGUGAAAAAUCAAGUCAUGAAAGUAAAAGUGAAAGCAGAAGCCCUCGUAGAUUCCAUCGCUAAAGAAAAAGCUAUUGCUGAAGAAAAGCUGGAAGCUGCAAGACCUGCAUUAGAGGAAGCCGAAUCAGCAUUAAAUACAAUAAAACCAGCACAUAUAGCUACAGUUCGAAAACUUGGAAGGCCUCCCCAUUUAAUUAUGCGAAUUAUGGAUUGUGUUUUAAUACUAUUUCAAAGAAAAAUUCAUCCAGUUGUUUGUGAUACAACAGUGAAAUGUCCUAAACCUUCUUGGCCCGAAUCAUUAAAGAUGAUGGCAAGUACAACUUUUUUACUCCAACUACAAAAUUAUCCAAAAGAUACUAUCACUAAUGAAAUGGUUGAGCUAUUACAGCCAUAUUUUGAUAUGGAUGAUUAUAACAUGGAUACAGCGAAACGAGUUUGUGGUGAUGUAGCAGGAUUAUUAUCAUGGACAAAAGCAAUGGCAUUCUUUCAUAGUAUUAAUAAAGAAGUAUUACCAUUAAAAGCUAAUUUGAAAUUACAAGAAGCUAGAUUAUCUAUUGCAAUGGAUGAUUUAUCUAUGGCUGAGCUUGAAUUACAUGAGAAAGAAGUUGCAUUAAAUGAAGUAAAAUAUCAGUACGAUGCUGCUGUUCAAGAAAAGCAAAGGCUUACAGAUGCCGCAAAUGUUUGUCUAAGAAAAAUGACAUCAGCAACUGCUUUAAUCAAUGGCUUGGGAGGAGAAAAAAUCAGGUGGACACAACAAAGUAAAGAUUUUAAAAAACAACUUGGACGGCUUGUUGGAGAUGUUUUAUUAGCAACUGGAUUUUUGUCAUAUUGCGGGCCUUUUAAUCAAGAAUUUAGAUCAAAUUUAGUUCAAAAAUGGAUGAUCAUACUAACAACUCAAAUAAUACCUUUCACAAAUAAACUUAAUAUUACCAAUAUGUUGGUUGACAAUUCAACAGUUUCCGAGUGGACUUUACAAGGAUUACCUAAUGAUGAAUUAUCUGUACAAAAUGCUUUAAUUGUAACUAAGUCGAGCUCAUAUCCACUCCUAAUUGAUCCACAAAAUCAAGGAAAAAUGUGGAUAAAAAAUAAAGAAUCUUCUAAUGAAUUACAAAUUACAUCAUUAAAUCAUAAAUACUUCCGGACACAUUUAGAAGAUUGUUUAUCGCUUGGUAGACCUCUAUUGAUUGAAGAUGUCAGUGAAGAACUUGAUCCUGUAAUUGAUAAUGUAUUAGAGAAGAAUUUUAUAAAAUCGGGUUCAAUAGAAAAAGUUGUAGUUGGUGACAAAGAAACGGAUGUUAUGCCUGGAUUUGUAUUAUAUAUAACAACCAAAUUACCUAAUCCAGCUUACUCGCCUGAGAUAAGCGCUAAAACUUCUAUAAUUGACUUCACUGUUACAAUGCAGGGACUUGAAGAUCAACUUUUAGGUAGAGUUAUCCUAAUGGAAAAAUCUGAUUUGGAAGCAGAAAGAGUUUUAUUGUUUGAAUCUGUUUUACAAAACCAACGUUCAAUGAAAGAAUUUGAAAGUAAUUUACUACACAAGUUAUCAUCUAUUCAAGGUUCAUUGGUGGACGAUGAAGAUCUUAUUCGAGUGCUUCAAGAAACUAAAGCAACAUCAGAAGCUGUAAAUGCUAAAUUAAAAGUUUCAGAGCAAACUGAAAUAAAAAUUAUGAAAGCUCGAGAAGAAUUUAGAGCAGUCGCUACGCGCGGGUCAAUACUUUAUUUUUUGAUAGUAGAAAUGAGCAAUGUAAAUGUCAUGUAUCAAAACUCUCUGAAACAAUUUUUAAUGUUAUUCGAUAAUUCGAUUAAUAAAUCAGUUAAAAGUUCAUUAACUGAAGAACGAAUACAAAACAUCUUACAGUAUCUGACUUUUGAAGUGUGGAAAUUUACAAUGAGGAGUUUGUAUGAGCGGCAUAAGCCACUUUUUACUCUUAUGUUGGCAAUGAAAAUUGAUUGUUUUAAAAAAUUAAUUACCCAUGAAGAAUUCAUGACAUUUAUAAAGGGUGGGGCUUCAUUAGAUUUAAAUGCGGUAACACCAAAACCUUUCCGUUGGAUAUUAGAUAUAACAUGGUUAAACUUGGUGGAACUUCACAAGCUAGACGUAUUUUCAAAUCUUUUAAAUAAAAUCAAACAAAAUGAAAAAGAAUGGCGAAUUUGGUAUGAAAAAGAAAAGCCAGAAGAAGAAGAUAUACCUUGUGGAUAUAAUAAAUCCCUAGAUGUGUUUAGAAAAUUGUUAUUAAUUCGUUCAUGGAGUCCCGAUAGAACGCUAUCACAGUCAAGAAAAUACAUAAUGAAUUCCUUAGGAUCUGAAUAUGGAGAAGCAUGUAUUUUAGAUUUAGAAAAAACUUGGGAAGAGUCAGAACCCCAAAUACCCUUGGUUUGUCUAUUAUCAAUAGGUUCUGAUCCAUCUCCUCAAAUAACUGCAUUAGCCAAAUCGAAAGAAAUUCAGUUACGAUCCGUCUCUAUGGGACAAGGACAAGAAAUUCAUGCAAGAAAUUUAAUAUCUGACAGCAUGAAUAUUGGAGGCUGGGUAUUAUUACAAAAUAUGCAUUUAUCUCUUCCAUUUUGUGCGGAAGCCAUGGAUGCAUUAUCAGAUUCUGAAGAAAUUCAUCCAAGUUUUCGAAUGUGGAUAACAACAGAAGUUCAUCCUCAUUUUCCAAUAGCACUAUUACAGAUGGCCAUUAAAUUUACGAAUGAACCGCCUCAAGGGAUUCGUGCUAGUAUGAAAAGAACUUAUCAAAAUAUAAAUCAGGAUAUGUUGGAUUAUUCAAGUCAACCCCAAUGGCCAACCCUUCUUUAUGCCGUAGCAUUUCUUCAUACUAUUGUACAAGAGAGAAGAAAGUUUGGGCCUCUUGGUUGGAAUAUACCAUAUGAGUUUAAUCAGGCUGACUUUGCUGCUAGUAUACAGUUUGUACAAAAUCAUUUGGAUGACAUGGAUCCUAAAAAAGGAGUCUCUUGGCCAACAAUUUGUUAUAUGCUGGGUGAAGUUCAAUACGGUGGUAGGGUUACAGAUGAUUUCGAUAAAAGAUUAUUAGUAACUUUUACUCAAGUUUGGUUUUGUGAUGUAUUACUUCGGCCUGGGUUUGAAUUUUACAGAAGCUAUAAGGUUCCUACAAGUCGAAACAUCCAAGGCUGUGUCGAUUACAUAAAUACUUUACCAGUAACUGAUUCACCUGAAGUUUUCGGGUUACAUCCGAAUGCAGAUAUAACCCAUCAAAUUAAUACAGCAAAAGGAAUUUUGGAUACAAUUUUAAGUGUUCAACCCAAAGAAGGUGGAGGUGGAGGUGGCGAAACUAGAGAAAGUGUUGUUUAUCACUUAGCUGAAGAUAUGUUAAAAAAAUUACCUAAACAAUAUAAAGACUUUGAGGUAAAAGAGUCAUUACAAAGAAUGGGGUCGUUAUUACCAAUGAAUAUUUUUUUGAGACAAGAAAUAGAUAGAAUUAAAAAAGUCAUUGGUAUCGUCAAAAAAACUCUCUGUGAUUUGAAAUUAGCUAUUGAUGGUACAAUUGUAAUGAGCCAGGGCUUGAGAGAAAGUUUGGAUGCUAUGUAUGAUGCUAGAAUACCACAAAAGUGGCAAAAAGUUUCUUGGGAAUCAGCUACACUAGGAUUUUGGUUUACUGAACUUUUAGAACGUGAUAAUCAAUUUCGAAAAUGGAUUUCAAGUGGACGACCAAAUGUGUUUUGGAUGACUGGAUUUUUUAACCCUCAAGGAUUUCUUACAGCUAUGAGACAAGAAGUGACAAGAGCUCAUCGAGGUUGGGCUUUAGAUUCCGUUGUACUUCAAAACCUAAUAACACGCCAUAAUAAAGACGAACUAAGUGAUUCUCCACCAGAAGGUGUUUAUGUCAGUGGAAUGUUUUUAGAAGGUGCUAGUUUAGAUAGAAAAUCUGGUAAGUUGGUGGAAAGCAAACCAAAAGUUUUGUACGAACAGAUGCCAGUGAUUUAUAUAUUUGCCAUUAACACAACUGCGGGCAAAGAUCCUAAACUAUACGAGUGCCCAAUUUAUAGAAAACCUCAAAGAACCGAUCUAAAAUAUGUAGGAUCUAUUGAUUUUGAAACAGACAGCAAUCCUAGGCAUUGGACGUUGAGAGGGGUUGCACUUUUAUGUGAUAUCAAAUAAUUACAAAACUCACUACAAAUGAAAUUUUAUGCACAUUCUGUAUUUAAAUAAUUAUAAGUAUUAUUUAUUUAAAUGAUCCAGUUAAAAUAUUCAACAUUAUUUAUUUAUAAAUUGUUAUUAUUGCUCGGCUAAAUAACUGAAAUAUAUAUACACCUACUAGAUAUUUGUCGGAUUUUUCUGAUAUCUUGAGAAUUAUUCUGUUUAAAAAUAAUUUUAUAUAAUUAAUGACAAUAUUAUUUUUGUAUUUUAAAUAGUUAUUAUUAAAUACGUAUUAUGUAUUGUUCAAUUUUUAAAUGUUAAAAAUUAUGAUUGAUAAAGAUAGUGUAAGGUUAUUGAUCGCAACAGAUACUUUUUUCCCUCUUUCGAAUUUUCCAAUCACUAAUAAAACUGUACUUAACGACUUUUGCCAACUUUCAAAAAUCCAUCUAACCCCUCAGUAUUAUAAUCACCACAAAAUGCCAUUAUCGUUAAUGAACUUUUUAGUUUGAAUAUUAAAAGUCUACCAUUGGCUGUAAAAAUAUAUAUCGACUAAUUACAUAAGUUCUUAAUGGCAAGUUAAAACUUUUUUGGUUUCAAGCGCGAAGUCAGUAUCAUCGAUGAAAUUCGAUCACAUAAAUAAGUUAACUUAAUUAUAAAAUGAAGAAUAAUAAACUUAUACUUUUAAUUUAUUGGUUUCGCUAAUCAAAGAAACUGAGUACCAAUUAAUAUCAAUAAUAAAUAUGAAAGUUAUAUUUACGUAAUAUAGUUAAAUUUAAUAAUUAAU
Daktulosphaira vitifoliae (grape phylloxera) is the source of this 15259-nucleotide messenger RNA. RefSeq names its product dynein axonemal heavy chain 5 (gene Dhc1). Gene Ontology annotation, cellular component: dynein complex. Bases 439 to 14496 code for a protein of 4685 amino acids. Gene Ontology annotation, molecular function: dynein light intermediate chain binding; dynein intermediate chain binding; minus-end-directed microtubule motor activity. The record is from RefSeq and is a predicted model, not a curated record. The transcript is spliced from 64 exons. Gene Ontology annotation, biological process: microtubule-based movement. Lineage: Eukaryota; Metazoa; Arthropoda; Insecta; Hemiptera; Phylloxeridae.